AAUUGGUGCCACUCUAACUGGUAGCUUGUCUUAAUCUGACGUGAAAGACAUCCAGUACCAGUUUACUGUCACAAACAACAUGGCCUCGGAUUCGUCGUCUGAUUGCGAAGAAUUUUCACUGAAUCAAGAAAACGUCCAACCAUAUUCCUUUGAACCGACAAGGGCUAAUUUCCCAGACUUCAAAGUAAAGACGAGAUACGAUCAAGUGCAUGAUGUGGAACCCAGUGAAGACCUUUUGUCUUCAAACAUUGUGUCGUCAAGCGCAGAGUCCGAUUCAUCGAGACCACCGUGGUGCACUUGUGGUCACUGCGUUCACAUGCAGUCUGAAGUAGAGGAGCUAUGUUGUCAGGAUGUUGCUCCAAUCAGGGAAAAGCUUGAUACAUCAAAUCACAACUGCAUUACUUCUCACCCUGGCCUCCAUGACGUAUCACUGAGCAAGUAUAGUAUGGAGGCAUACUACAAUGAAUUCAUUGACAGCAGUGGCCCCAUAGGUGAUGAUGAACCAAUACACAAAAUCUAUCGACAUCUGGCCUACAGAAGAUUUACAUACUGGAUUUGGCAGAAAUUGGGAAAAAAUCAUCGCAAGGUGAUUCCUUCUUGUGUUGUCCAUGUUAUACGUGCAACAUUUCCAUCAGAUGUAUAUACUGGAUUUCUUUAUUCUCACUAGAAUAAAUAUUGUUUUAAUGGAAA
Molecule: messenger RNA, 690 nt
Organism: Haliotis rubra (blacklip abalone)
Lineage: Eukaryota; Metazoa; Mollusca; Gastropoda; Lepetellida; Haliotidae
Product: P2X purinoceptor 7-like
Exons: 3
Coding region: 80-667 (195 amino acids)
Source: RefSeq, a predicted model, not a curated record